Molecule: messenger RNA, 2058 nt
Organism: Cervus elaphus (red deer)
Lineage: Eukaryota; Metazoa; Chordata; Mammalia; Artiodactyla; Cervidae
Product: S-adenosylmethionine decarboxylase proenzyme-like
Exons: 1
Coding region: 332-1336 (334 amino acids)
Biological process (GO): spermine biosynthetic process; spermidine biosynthetic process
Cellular component (GO): cytosol
Molecular function (GO): putrescine binding; adenosylmethionine decarboxylase activity
Source: RefSeq, a predicted model, not a curated record
CUCCCACAGUAUGGCCGGCGACAUUAGCUAGCGCUCGCUCUACUCUCUCUAACGGGGAAACAGCGGACUACAAGAGACUGAGCUGUAUCUGCCUCUAUUUCCAACAGACUCACGUUCAACUUUCGCUCACCCACACACACAAAGCCGGGAAAAUUUUAUUAAUCCUUUUUUUAAAAAAAGUUAAUAUAAAAUUAUAGCAAAAAAAAAAAAAAGGAACCUGAACUUUAGUAACACAGCUGGAACAAUCCGCAGCGGCGGCGGCGGCGGCGGGAGAAGAGAUUUAAUUUAGUUGAUUUUCUGUGGUUGUUGGUUGUUCGCUAGUCUCACGGUGAUGGAAGCUGCACAUUUUUUCGAAGGGACCGAGAAACUGCUGGAGGUUUGGUUCUCCAGGCAGCAACCCGACGCAAACCAAGGAUCUGGGGAUCUUCGCACCAUCCCAAGAUCCGAGUGGGACAUACUUUUGAAGGAUGUGCAAUGUUCAAUCAUAAGUGUGACAAAAACUGACAAGCAGGAAGCUUAUGUACUCAGUGAGAGUAGCAUGUUUGUCUCCAAGAGACGUUUCAUUUUGAAGACAUGUGGUACCACCCUCUUGUUGAAAGCACUGGUUCCCCUGUUGAAACUUGCUAGGGAUUACAGUGGGUUUGACUCAAUUCAAAGCUUCUUUUAUUCUCGUAAGAAUUUCAUGAAGCCUUCUCACCAAGGGUACCCACACCGGAAUUUCCAGGAAGAAAUAGAGUUCCUUAAUGCAAUUUUCCCAAAUGGAGCAGCAUAUUGUAUGGGACGCAUGAAUUCUGACUGUUGGUACUUGUAUACUUUGGAUUUCCCAGAGAGUAGGGUUAUCAAUCAGCCAGAUCAAACCCUGGAAAUUCUGAUGAGUGAGCUUGACCCAGCAGUUAUGGACCAGUUCUACAUGAAAGAUGGUGUUACUGCAAAGGAUGUCACUCGUGAGAGUGGAAUUUGUGACCUGAUACCAGGUUCUGUCAUUGAUGCCACAAUGUUCAAUCCUUGUGGGUAUUCAAUGAAUGGGAUGAAAUCGGAUGGAACUUAUUGGACUAUUCACAUCACUCCAGAACCAGAAUUUUCUUAUGUUAGCUUUGAAACAAACUUAAGUCAGACCUCCUAUGAUGACCUGAUCAGGAAAGUUGUGGAAGUCUUCAAACCAGGAAAAUUUGUGACCACCCUGUUUGUAAAUCAGAGUUCUAAAUGUCGCACAGUGCUUUCCUCGCCCCAGAAGAUUGAAGGUUUUAAACGUCUUGAUUGCCAGAGCGCUUUGUUCAAUGAUUACAAUUUUGUUUUUGCCAGUUUUGCUAAGAAGCAGCAACAACAGCAGAGUUGAUUAAGAAACAUGAAGAAAAAACGCAAAAAGAGAACACACAUAGAAGGUGGUGGUGGCUGCUUUUUAGAUAUUGAUACCAAGGGCCAUGCUUUCCAUAACCACCACCUUGUAGUUGCAGAAAGCCCUAGAUGUAAUGAUAGUGUAAUCAUUUUGAAUUGUAUGCAUUAUUAUAUCAAGGAGUUAGAUAUCUUGCAUGAAUGCUCUCUUCUGUGUUUAGGUAUCCUAUGCCACUCUUGCUGUGAAAUUGAAGUGCAUGUAGAAAAAACCUUUUACUAUAUGAAACUUUACAACACUUGUGAAAACAAUUCAAUUUGGUUUACACACAGUGUAAUAUUUCUCCAGGUGUCAUCCAAAAUUCCCCACAGACAAGGCUUUCGUCCUCAUUAGGUGUUGGCCUCAGCCUAGCCAUCUGGGACUGUUCUAUUAAUUGCUGCCAGGAUUUUACAUCCAGUUACCUCCACUUUCUAGAACCUAUUCUCUACUAAUGUUAUUGAAAACAAUUUCUACUUCAUACAGAUGUUUUUGCAACAGCAAUUAAAGUUUUUCUUCCAGGAGUCGAGUCCUCUAAGAAAACAAUUGGAACUAUCCAUUCUGUGUAUUUAUAUUUUAACACUGCUUCCUGUACUUGUAUUACUUUGAUUCCUUCCGUUACCAUGGUGUCUCCCCUCCCAACCAUACCCCCUCAAUAAAGCAAUACACUGUUAAAAAAAAAAAAAAAAAAA